UUGUGAUAAUGAGUACUGGACUAACAAAUCAACAAAACAAUAAGAGGAAAGCGAGAAAAAAAAAAAACAACCAUGCUAUCGAAUCCUUUAACUCCUCCUCCUUUCUCACAAACCCUAGAAUCCUCCUCCUGCUCUCCAUCAUAUUCUGCUUCAACGCUCUUCCCGUUUCAUCCUCCUCUCAAAAUUUAUGGGUUCUUCGGAACUCGACUUUCCUUGCGGCAGGCGGUUAGUUUUCGUUUACCUGGUGGUUCAAAGCACCUAGCUGCAGCUGUUAAGGCUGUAGUGACUCCAUAUCCAGUAGUAGAGUUACCACUUACAGCAGAGAACAUUGAGAGUGUAUUGGAUGAAGUUCGACCAUACCUCAUUGCUGAUGGAGGCAAUGUUGCAUUGCAUGAGAUUGAUGGAAAUGUUGUGAAGUUAAAACUCCAAGGAGCAUGUGGCUCCUGUCCAAGUGCUGUAGUGACCAUGAAAAUGGGAAUUGAGCGCCGAUUGAUGGAAAAGAUCCCACAAAUUGUUGCGGUUGAAUCAGUUCCAGAUGAAGAAGCUGGCCUUGAGCUUAAUGAAGAAAACAUUGAGAUGGUUCUUGAAGACUUAAGGCCAUAUCUUGUUGGGGCAGCUGGUGGAACUUUAGAACUAGUAGAAAUUGAGGAGCCAAUAAUUAAAGUCCGAAUCACAGGUCCUGCGGCAGGUGUAAUUACUGUUCGUGUGGCUGUAACUCAGAAACUGCGAGAGAAAAUUCCAGCUAUAGCCGCAGUUCAACUUUUGCAGUAGUUAUAAGUUCAAUAGAUUGGUUCAGUUCAUUUGAAGCAUUUUAUGCACAGCUUGUGCCCGUGAAGAAGUAAUAUUAUUGAUACCAGUACUUCCCAUAUUAUAGUUGAUACCAGAGGUUACAGCUGAAGCAGGUAUUCUUUGUACAGUUGAACUGCUGCAUUUUCAGUCCACUUACUUGUUCUUUGUUCUGAUAAGACCCACAAUAAGAACUAUGUAUUCAAAGAAAUUAUUUUAAUCAGAUUUCGUCUUGUGAGCAAGUUGAUCAUCUGGAGUCUUAAAUGGUAAAUGUACGUUCUUAUUA
This is a messenger RNA of Nicotiana tabacum (common tobacco), 1072 nucleotides long. RefSeq names its product nifU-like protein 2, chloroplastic. NCBI's taxonomy places the organism in Eukaryota, Viridiplantae, Streptophyta, Magnoliopsida, Solanales, Solanaceae. Gene Ontology annotation, cellular component: mitochondrion; chloroplast stroma. The record is from RefSeq and is a predicted model, not a curated record. Gene Ontology annotation, molecular function: iron ion binding; iron-sulfur cluster binding. Gene Ontology annotation, biological process: iron-sulfur cluster assembly.